Molecule: messenger RNA, 333 nt
Organism: Elephantulus edwardii (Cape elephant shrew)
Lineage: Eukaryota; Metazoa; Chordata; Mammalia; Macroscelidea; Macroscelididae
Gene: MILR1
Product: mast cell immunoglobulin-like receptor 1
Exons: 4
Coding region: 1-333 (110 amino acids)
Source: RefSeq, a predicted model, not a curated record
AUGUGGUGUCACUUGGUCAAACUGGUCUCUUGGGGCAUUUUUUCCUCUCUCUCAAUUCAGAAAGCAGUCGUGGAAGAUGGGGCUGUGAAGAAGACAGCAGAGGAAUCCAUGAUUUUUAAUCUAAGCAUUUCAGGAGCCCAAGAUCUAGGACCUUACAAAUGUAAAGUCAGCGAACCCAACUGCUCACGGUACAGUCAGGAGUUCACCUUCAGGUUCGCAGGUAGAGACGAUUCUCCUCUCUGGCUGCAGCUACUAUUUCCAGGGUUUUUACUGACGCUAAAAGCAAUAGCCCUGAUUGUGGUAUACUGGCUACUGAGAAAACAAAGCAAGUAA